AUGGCGAGCUCCUCGAAGGACAAUCGCCCGACCUCUUUGUGGCAGAUGAACAAGACUCAGCUGUUCGCAGAGGCAUCGAAGUUGAACAUCGUGACCCACCCAUCGUGGAUUAUGGGGGAAGUGCGACAGCUCAUUGCGGACAAGACCCGCCCAGACCACAACCCCCAAAGGGAUGGGGAGCGUGACCCGCGAUCAGUUGAUUGCCGAAUGCGACAAGCUGGGGGGCAGCUGUUGUUGAUCAUUCGGGACUCCACAACGUACGGGAGGGCGAACUGCGUUGUGACCUUCGGACGCCACAAGGGCAAGCUCUUUUCGGAGAAGGAGGUGGAGGCUCAGGGAUGGGAUGCGUGCAGUCCGGAUCUGGUCAGCCUCAGCAUGUAUGCCGCGGAGGUAUUCGAGAAGGAUUUGCCCUUCGAUCCGGAGGCUUCCCCAUCGGUGCCGAUUCCGGAGGACAAUGCCUCAGUGACGUCUUGCUGGAAGAGCCAAUGGUCGGAACUCACGGAUGUGGCGAAGGAGCUGAACGGCGUCCGCGCGCCGUGGGGCAAUCAACAGCCCAUCUCUCCGAAGGCCACUCCGAAGAAGCAGACCGAGGACGACGGUAAGGAGGCGACGCAACAGGAUGUGCCACCGGAAGUGAAGCAGGAUGUGGAGGACUUGAUGGCACGACUCGCGGCGCUCAAG
This is a messenger RNA of Symbiodinium sp. CCMP2456, 681 nucleotides long. Lineage: Eukaryota; Dinophyceae; Suessiales; Symbiodiniaceae. The record is from the annotation of a GenBank genome assembly.